Molecule: messenger RNA, 312 nt
Organism: Seminavis robusta
Lineage: Eukaryota; Bacillariophyta; Bacillariophyceae; Naviculales; Naviculaceae
Source: the annotation of a GenBank genome assembly
AUGAAGAGCUGGGACUCCGAAAUCAAUGUGAUUCAAUUGAAUGAAGGGCUGAGGGGAAAAGGCAAGCCAUCAGAUGGAGGCCGCAAACAGGAGUUUGGAGGCUGCAAACAGGAGUUUGGAGGCUGCAAACAGGAGUUUGGAGGCCGCAAACUGGAGUUUGGAGGCCGCAAACUGGAGUUUGGAGGCCGCAAACUGAGAGGUCUUGGAGGCCGCAAACUGACGUUUCUUCAGUUUGAUUUCAAAAGCUGCAACAUUAAAUUCGACGAGCCAAUCACAGCCAAGAAGAAUUUCAAAAAGCUAUCGCAGAAAUGA